ACCAAUGCAGUUUGUACCGCAAUUUGUGGCUGAAGUUGGCCGUGGAAAUUGUUUUUAAAUAGAAAUAAACAAUCUUUAUAAAAAUGGAUGCUGUUGAAUUUAUUUGUUAAUAUUUGCUCAAGGAAGAAGUCCUGCAUGAUUACUGUCACUGUCGUCAGCAUGUUCAGCUGAGUUGUUGUGCAGUCAGUGAAUGAUUUGGUUGGUAGACACAACUCAACUUUGCCGUCUUUGGUCAUGUCCGGUCACAGCAGCAGCAGACGGCAUAUUUCGGCUGAGCCUGAGGAGACGAGCCCAGUCAGUGUGUAGUUUACGCGUGACAGAUAAGUCAACAUGGGUUCUGAAACAAGAGAUCAAAGUUCCGUGGAGUGUGAGGCAGGAGAGGUUUAUCUACUCAUGAAGGAAGAGUAUCGGAUCUCAAGGAAUAUCCGCGCCUCGUGGUUCUUUGGUAAUCUCAACAAAGAGAUCAAGGUUAAGUCAGGAGAAGACCUGAUCAACUCUGAUGAAGAGCUGGAUGUUAUAUCCAUUAUACCCAAAGUGAGCGUGGAUAAAAUUCCACCUGGUACUCCGAUACGGCAUAAGCUGGUUCCAAGCAGUCAUGUGACCUUCCUAGCCAGACGUUAUAGGCAUGUUAUUGUAAUGGAUCUAAGUCCGUCUAUGGCAACGGUGGAUAUUCAGUCUGGUCGUGUCUGUCUCCUAGACUUAUUUACUUGUAUUUGUAAUUGCUUGAAUGGACUCAUCAAACCGUUUACUGUACCUGGCAGCUCCUUACUUCUGUCACCCAAGAUCUACGUAACAGUCAUUGCAUACACACCACUGGCAUCACUCACAACACAACAGGUUUUAUUCCAAGGUUGUUUGUUGACGGAACACAACCUGCCCGCAUUCUUGGAUCAACUCCAGAAAGAACUUGAAGAGUUUGAAAAUAAACUUGUUGAAAAUAUGUUGGACACAAGAUUCAAUACCAGUUCAGACUCUACGUUCCUCGGGGAUCAUCACAUUGUAUUCGAUGACAUCAUCGACAAGAGUGAACGUGUCGCUCUGUCGUCACCGCAUAGACACAAUUCUGAAGGACAAGGGAUGGCAACUCCAGAAGCUUGCUUUGUUAACAUGCUAUGGUGUGGUAUUCUAGCACUGCAGUUGCUGCCAGAGAACACAAGUGCAGGAAUUAUCUGCGUUACUGAUGGAGUAACAGCAAUGCCUGAUGUAGCAUCUACAAACCAUCUCCUGACCCAGAUGAGGAAUUCCACAGUAGCCUGUUCAUUCAUCCAAGUAGGCAGAGGGUUCCAUCCCCAUUGUAGCUUCGGCUAUAUCCCUCACACUGAGAUCAUGCAGUUUAUGGCCACAGCAACCUUCGGUGCUUUUCUGUGCAAGUGUCCGGAAAUAGAUAUAUCCAGGAGAGAUAUGAAUCAGUAUCACAAAGCAUUUCUGUCUUGGAAUUUCCAGAAAGGACUGGAAGGUUUCAAGAUAGAUUACGUUAAAGGCAGACAACAUCAAGUCGUUUCACCUGAAGUUGGCGCUCAGUCAGAGGGAAUCCAGCCACCCUUUGCACUGAACAAGCAGGGACUGUGCACCAUUCCAUUGAUAAGGAAGAAGCAUAGAGAUUACAAGCUGCAUACCUGCCUGGCCAAUGUACUCUCUGUUAGACUACGAGAGGGAUACACCAUUAAAGAUGUGGCACUUACAAAAAAUGACAAACAGAUAGAAGUGAAACUAGCACUCCCCUGGAAAUACAACGGCAGGAUUGAAUACAUAGCCUCAUCUGCAUGGCCACUGAAUCCAAACAGGCAUUUGACCAAUGUUGAUGUGAUAAUGGAAGGGAGCUAUGAGUUUCUACUUGAUGUGACCUGCCCUAUGAAAAAGAGUCCACACAACCUUUACCGCGCUAAGGUCGUCACAAACUUCUGGCAAACAUUACAAAGCUUACAAGAGACAGACCAGCUCUUAGUUCAUCUCCAGUCUUUCUCAACGAACGCAAUCUUCUACAAAGUACCAGAAGGAAUCAAGAAGGGCAUCCCACUGCUCUACAUGCCUCCGUAUUCGGACACCCCGGUCCUGGCCCAGAAGUUUGACACAAAAGACUCGAGCUUGGAACAAUUUGCAGCUUUCUGGAAGAGGAUAGCUCUGAUGGAGCCCAAGAAAUGGCAGAGGUGGUUACACACGCACAAGAUUCCAUUGCUCUUAGUACCAGACAUGCCAUUGCCAAAGCAUCUCUACCUACCAAACAACAAUGGUCGCUAUAACAACAUCCAGUGUCGAGUUGCUCAGAAGGAACUUAACUCCCUCCUAACAGAGUUCAGUACGUUCACGUUGCUAGAGAACCACAGCUAUAUAACUCUCACUACUAAAGAUGCCAACAGUCCUCCCACAUCUUUCUACUUGAUCCGAAUCUUAUCUAAGGCGCCUUGUGUGGUCAUUAGACUAGCCUUCCUAGGCGGUACACCAGGUCAUGAGAGAAAUAAGAUUGUGAACAAGCUCCGGAAGAGACUACAAGAACUGACUGUACCAAUGAAGCAGACAUCUUACCUCAAGGCACCGACGACACAACGCAAGUCAGUCAUUGCUAAGAUGGCUCAAGCUGUCAAAGGGAAGCCAUCUCAAAUGGAGCAGAAACACACCAAGGAUAAACCCUGCAUAGUCAUCCUCGCUAGACCCAUAGAUAUUGUUCUCGUCAAAUAUGAACGAAUGCCACCUGAUUUUGCGGAUUUGAAGACAUCCAUCCAGGUGACCACAGGUUCGGUGCCAGUCUACAUGGACAGUAAAGGUCCUAGUAAGGACCUGAAUCGUCUUGCGUGUUACUUACACCAUCAUCGUUGGAUAUGGGAUGCUCAGAGUGAUCAUAGCACUCCACCUAUCUCCAUGGAAGCAGUCUCACAUGUCCUAUCAGUGCUUACUGAUUUGAGGCUGCAGGAAGGAUUUCAUUUCUCCUACUCUAACUCAGGGAUCAUCAGCUUUGUGGCUGAGCUCAAAAUGAAGAAUCCAAUCAAAUCCAGAAGCACAGAUCUCUUCCCUGGUUUCCAGCCACAUCCAUCAGCCAAACUAGAUGGUGGAGAGAGUACCAGUAAGCAGUCAGACCGUGUGCAACAUGGGGAGACAGACACGUCAACGGAUAACAGUAGGGAUGAUGUCUUCCCUUGCCUUGUGCAGUACAUUGUAUUCCCACCUCACACUGCCACCUAUUGUAGGGAUAGAGGAGUAGGAGGAUCUAAUCAUCCUGAUGUAGACAUCUUAGAUGACCAAGACACAGCGGAAGCAGACGGCCAGCUCCAACUGGUCACUGAAUGUUGGGUUGAACCACAGAGUGGAACGGUGUUUGAUGCUCCUGCAGAAAGGGACUAUUUCCAAAACUGCUGCUACAAAGACGUCCCUCAAGUGUUAUUUCCUUUAGAUCAGGAGGUCAUCUCAACCCUCUUGACCUUUGAGCAUCUUAAGGUCAUGUGUCACGACCCGGCUAUAUUGUCACCGUUUAUGACGCAGCAAUCGACAGACGCAGUAGGGGACACACUGAGGUUGAGUGAGUCCAUUACUCACCUACCAUUCAAGUUAGAAGUGUUGAAGUUACUACCUAGAUGUCAACAGGCUGAAAUCUUAUGCUCAAUGCUGAUUGAAGAAGAUUUACUAGAAAGUAACGCAACUGAGAGUCAACCGAGACCGCAGUUUCCCCGUUACCCAUCCCCUAACAACACACUGUAUUGCCUCCUGUUGAAUGCGCUGUCCAAGAUGUCAAAUCAUGAACUCACACUGUCCAAAGAGGAGAGUCUCAAUUUCACCAAGAUGGUCUUGUCAAGACAGCGUGACUUUGACAACCAACCUGCUCCCUUUAACCUCUCCGACUCAGACUAUGAGGCCCUCUUGAAAAGUGCAGCUCAAUGUGAAAAAGAGGAAGCAGGUCGCACAACAAGUCUAGCAACUGACCUCUCCGAUUCUCUAUCCAGUACCCAGCCAGAGGCUUGGCACCAGGCUAUGAGGGAAGUCCAAGCUCUACGAGAGAAUCCGGUUCCGCAGUGGGCAUGUUAUGUCAAGGAUACUGUGAGAGGUGGGGAACCAGACAAGGAUGCCAAACCCAGCUCACAUCUUGUGCUCACGUUCAUUCCCGCAAGCUAUGGUGACUUACAAAAGCUCAUGGACGUUGGACAGGUCAAAGGUGACGAUCCUAACCAAGUUGGUAACGAUACUGCUAAGACUGCAAGGCAUUCUGGGAAUGCAUCCCCCUCGACGCAUGAAGCAAACCAACCAAGUGAGCUUAAUAACUCUACAGAACACACUCAGAGUGACUCAAAUUGUGAAGCAACUGAUUCCGAUUCCAACCAGGACCCUGGUGAAUCAGACUUUAAACAUGGACUGACGCUGCCAAUAUAUGUCUAUGAUUGCUCCCUCUCCUCGAUCAAGCACCAACUCCUGAAACAUGAUGACCAUCUACCCCUCCAAGAUGUCUUCCAAGACCUGACCUUUGCUUCCCUGGAAGCCCAGAUUGAACACUUCAGCAGUUCUCGUCCCAGUACCCCAAGAGGAUCUCUCUCAAGACAUUCCUCCAAAUCUCAUCUGGAACCAAUGCCUGGAGCUCCUCACAACAGAUGCCUUAGCUCAGGUCAUCCCAGUAAACUUCUUGGACGGUUCUGCUCCCAACUGGGUGACAAAAUUAGCAAGUAUUUCGUCAUGGCCAUCUUCAAGAGUUUACAACGAGGGCAGUAUGUGGAUUGUCAUGAUGUACAGAUGGCCUUGGACUACAUCUGCACUGAAUCACUUCAUGAUAUUGAUAUUACACAUUUUCUACAUGCUGUUUGUGGACAUAUCAGAAAAUACAAUGAAAAGGUGAGUCUGGAGCAGCAAGCUAGCAACCUUCUCGCCAAGAAGAUUAAAUUUGCUGAUCAAGUUGAGUUUGAAGUCGAUGAAGAUGAAGUGGAUAAGGACGACCAGAUCAACAGGACCUGCACAAAAGUCAAAGCUUCCCCUAAACCUCAGAAGCCUUCCCUGUCUCGUCUCUCAAAGCAGUCCAUCAAAGUUCCGCUGUCUGAGCUCAUGUCCAGCGAACCCUGCCCUACAGGAACCAGCAGUCUGCACGAGAUCAUCCAGGACAAGUUCACGGAGGUUAUGGGUUACCAUUUCAAACCGGUCCCAUCCAAUCCAGACAUUUGGUACUACAGUCUGCAAGACAUUGAUGACAUUGAAAUGGAUGUAAUCUUUGAGGAAGAAGCGGAAGAUGAUAAAUUAGACGUUGAAGUGACAACAGCUCCAGAGGGUGAAGCAGACAAGUUACGAUUGAGAGUCAUGUCGGAGGAAAUCCCAUCAGAGCAAAUGAGCAUAACUAGUUAUACAACAGGAGAAGAGGAAAUCCCCAUUCCAGAGAAUAAAAUCAAUUCCAUCGUUGACGUCUACCAGUCGUCAUUACGGAGAGGCCAAAGGGACUCCGACAGAGGCAGUGAUUAUGAACAAAGCACCUCCACUGAAUCAAUUAUGGGUAGCUACGAAGAAGAGAUGACACCCCUCUUUGUUCACUUGGUAUGCUCCGUCAAGCUGAAGGAUAUUAUUGGCAAUAUGACACGAAGGACUAUACCAACAUGUUUAGGACACCUCAUUGACUGCCUUGAAAGUCCGCCAGAUGAAGAAAUUGACCCUGCCGACCUCUCUGUGACCCUUGACCUGAUCUGCUUGACGUUGCCCUCUGAGCUAGACAAUGAUGAAGAGGAGAUAGAUGAUGACUAUGCCGCUAGGAGGAGAGAGGUUUCCAUGACGGAGUCUUCCCCUCCUCAAUCUCCUGAUCUACAUGAGGAUAGUCCGUUCACAUCAACGAGUAGAGGAGAAAUCUCUGGACUGGAUGAGAUGGAUAAUGGCUGUUGUGAAAUCCUCGGCAGUCUCCCAGAGGAGCAGAUAAACGCCAUCCACAAAACGGAGGAUGAGAUCAAAUGGCUGCUCAAGGAUGAGAUGGCAUCUGCCAUGCAUCACAUUUUCCCGGUUACCGUGGAAACCCUAUACAUGGUAGCACGGCAUGUUAGGGACUCAUUUCAUGACAAGCCAUCUUGUAAAGCGACCGAGAUCCCUCUUCAGUUUGUCUUUGGUCCUGAGCAGAGCUUGGCUAAAUUCACAGAGGACCUGGAGAAGUUGGAUAUCCCAGGAUAUGAACUGAACAAGGUCGGCCAUUACUACCAUCUGAUGUAUAAUCAAACCCACGUAGAGAAUGCAAUGCGCAACCACGCCAUCCAGAGCGCCCUCGAGAACCUCGGAGAGCAAGAGCCUCAUCGAUUGAUGAAGGAUGCGUCAGCGUCAUUCACCACCAAGAAGGGGCGGUUCCCAUCUAUGACUGUCAUCUGUACUCCACCCUCACCAUGUAAAGCAGUCAGAGCUCAAACUGAUCAGGGUCUAAAAGGUCAUAGUGAGCUCAGUAAGAGUUCAAAGGUUACAGAAGAGGGCAGAACAGAUGAGGAGGUUUCUGGAAGCAGUGAUAGCUCCAUACAGGUGCUAUCAGAGGAGCAUGAUGUAGAGACACCAAGCGCUAGCACGGCUGACCUGAACGCACAACCAGAACAAAACAAUGCUGUUCAGAUCGUUCUAAGCAGCACACAUGCCUCUACUGAAGUGCAAAGUGGAGUAGAGCAACAAUUCCCACCAAUCAAGGAGGAAGAGGAUGCAGAAGAAGGCCUUCGAAGAAACAGUACAAGCUUUGUUGUUUUGUCGUCCACUAGUAACACUCUAGGAGAUGCACAAAUCCCAGAGUUGGACGAGGCCGAUGGUGUCAUUCAGACAGUAAGUGAGGUCUUCGGGGGAAAGGAAGCACUUAGUCAGAGCUCUGCUUCAAGCACUAGUACAACAAUCACAAUAAACAAAUCAGAUUCAGGAACUCUGCUUGAUGAGGAAGCUGAACCGCCCUCAGACAUUCCCAGCACGUCUCAAUCAACCUCAACGGAGGCCUCGGAGAACCUCAAGGAUGAACUGGCUCCUCAAGAAGGUAGUUCAACUCUUACUACCAGCCUGGAGAGAUUAUCUAGUCAUAGUUCAGAAUCUGAUGUUGCUGUUCAGGGUAAAAGAUUCACGUUAGCGUCAAGUGGACCUCCUAGCUCUCAGAUCAGCUACACUGGAAGUCUGAAUGAUAACGAUGAUGAAGAAGGAUAUGAAGGAGGGUCGAGUGACCUGGAACCGGAUGAUUCCCAAGAGCUGAUCAAUGAGCAGACAAGACGUCGACAUCUUAUGCCUGAUUUCUGGCUCAUCUUAAGAAUACAUACAGACAAAGUGGAGACAUUCUUCCAUUCAAGAGAUCCGAGUGAAUCUGAUGGUGAGAUUGGUGAGCAGCUCUAUCAGCGAGUUAUUGAGGCAAUCAGAAGUACAUGCAGAAUCGUCAAUCAGAGGCUAUUGCUGCAAGAUCUUAACAAGACGCGCUCCUGCAAGUCCAUCCUCUUUGGGGAGAGUGAGGAAGACAUUUGGCAAAGUGAUGAUCCAGUCCGCUCUAGGGUGAACAAGCCAUCUCUGGAUGAUGAUGGGAAUGACGUUGACAUUGCUCAGAAAGGUUACCUGUUUGCUGCGAUGACCUUUGAAGCGGGCCAUUUUGCCUGUGAUCCUGUGUGGUAUACACACUUCCCUAUUCACUCUAGGCUAUACACUGGACAUAGAGGAAGCAUGGCCUCAACAGGUAUGCAGGCCUUAGUCUCAGCACUAAGUGCCUUCGCUGUUCUUAACCGUAGGAAUAUGUUUGUCUUUAGAGAGAAGUCCCAGGCUGUCUUCUAUCUCAGGUUGUUUGAGAGCACUGUAGUAAGUCACUCGUCUACAGUGUCCAGAGUGAGUUCAACCACCGAUACAGGACACCAACAAGAGCCUGGUUCCCAACCCAUGAGUCGAGCUCCAUCCAUACAGUCUCUGAACACACUGACCAUGGGAUCAGUGUUUGAGGAUGAGGCUUCAGUGAGUCACUCUCCCGAUCCAAGACGAUACAGUGUCGCAGACUCUGGUAUCGAUACAAUGUCUACCCUGUCUAGAGCAACUGGACCAGGGCGGACUGAGCACACCAUCAAGCUAGAGGUUCAUGGUGUAGAUCCUCCUGGGCUGGAGGUCAGAGAAGACUUAGUGAAGUUACUCACCAACCGACUCGCUGAGUCUACUCUUGAUGCUAUUACACUCAUGCUGAAUAGGAAUCCAAUGUGUAAGCUAACACCAAGUGAUGUACAGUUCAUUCAGCCUCCAUUGAAGCCCCCUACAGAGACUGUACACUUCAAGAUUCCACAGUCAGCCAUGCAACAUCUCUACUCUCUAGCCUUCUAUCUCGGUCAGAAUCUCAGGCAGUUUCUCCACACGCCCAAGUACAGCAGCAACAGAUCGGAAGAUCAUUUCCAAGACCGUACUGUGGCUGGUACCGAGAGAGACAAAGGGAUUGAGCUCCCGGAUAACGAAGUUUAUCUGUACAACCGUCACCAGAGGGCAGGACGCACAGGGAUUGGUCUUGCCUGUAUUUCUAUGGGUUUAGUGGAUGGCCGUGGUAACCCAGUCACCAUACUCAGCUGCCCAAGACCUUCUCCAAUGGCUCAUAUUAAUCAUCUAGACACCGGAGAGUUUGUCGCCCUCACACACACUGAGAGGUAUUAUGCAAAUCUUGAGUCACCUAAGAAACCAGGGCCCACAGCUCUGAUUCAAUUCCUCAUCUGGCAACGAGGUAACGUGGAUCUUCCGCACCUGACAAACCGCCUCAUGAGGGCAGUACAACACUCCCUUUGUGAUGUGAUGAUGGAGUAUAGGAUCCUGACCGCACCCAUGGGUGUGGUCUCCCAGGAUUGCAUCCAAGGCCUCACCCCAUUUGCAUCUCCGUUUAAGGGUGUAGAGAGGAAUGGGAAUAACCCAAUGGACAUUGUCCCUUCCAAGGGAGUCAGACAACUCUUUAGGGAUUCAAGCGAAGAGAAGAGGGACAAAGACCAAUCAUCACCAGUCAGCAUCAAGCACUAUCCAAAGUCAGCUAAUAUUCCGCCAGUGCAUUCCUCAUCGUCCCAAAGCCAAGGAAAGUCCUCUGGCUCAUUUUCUCCACCUGCUUUGACGAAAUGGCUCAAGCGUUCUCAUUCUGUCUCAUCGUCGGGAGCAAACACUAUUGAGAGUUCCUCCCGCAUCCGCAAACAGCUGAGUCUGGAACAGAAGGAGGAUCGGGGUUGCUCAUCGGGAUCUCAACCUUCCACCCCGGUCAAGAGUAAAAAUAAAGACCCGAGUCCAAGGAGGAAGGAUAGCAGUCACAUGCCAGGUUGGCAGGCCCAGGAGUUAGAGAGACGACAAGAUGAAGCUAUGAGAGAGAGGCAGCGAGAGGCUGAAGAGGGAAAGAUUGGCGUCUUACAUCACUUCUUUCAAGAUGUUGCCCACACCUGGAUGGACUUUGAACACAGCCUGGAUGUGUCAACCGUCCAGAAACUGACGGAAGAGCUUACAAGUCGUUUUUCUCUUGAUGCCGUAAUUAAUGAAUUCCUGACCAAGUUGACGACUAUUUGCUCUGACCUGACCACAAAAGUCUACAAGAAAGAGGGAGAUGCUUACCAAUUGUGGAGCAGUGUAGAUCCCAAGGAGAGUAAAUCACAAGAGAAACUUCAGCAAGACAAGACAGCCACAAGCAAAAAUAGACCAGGCAGGCUGUUACCAGGCAAAUCAGAGAAUUACAUCUUGAUUGGUCGUAACAUCCACCAAUGGCGUUAUAGCUUAGAUUGCCCUGCACCAAAAGAUCUGGUAGAUGGGCCAUCAAUGGUCAACCCAUCAACUCAUAAAAGUUAUCAACGCUUCAAACCCCUUGACGUGAACAGCUAUGGGUCAUCAGAGAAAUACAGCGACAGGGAUGUGAGCCCCCUGACCAGCUUGAUAGGAAGGUCACAGGGGCUUCAUCUAGUACCCAGACAGCGACUGUUCCUUAUGCAGAUCAUUGACAAGAAGGUAAGAUUGUCCAUGCCCUCCCCUCCCCACCACCUUGAGAUUUAG
Asterias rubens (European starfish) is the source of this 9924-nucleotide messenger RNA. Its product is annotated as KICSTOR complex protein SZT2-like. Gene Ontology annotation, cellular component: peroxisome. NCBI's taxonomy places the organism in Eukaryota, Metazoa, Echinodermata, Asteroidea, Forcipulatida, Asteriidae. The transcript has 52 exons. The record is from RefSeq and is a predicted model, not a curated record. Bases 331 to 9924 code for a protein of 3197 amino acids.